AUGUCUGCCCCCAGCACAUCUGCCGUCGAGGACAUGGUCAUGCAGUAUCUGUUCGAGCGUGGUCUCCAUGGCACCCUCCUUGAGCUCGAGCGCGAGGUAGGCCGUGAGUACGCUCCAUCGGGCGAGCCGCAGAUGCUCAUCCGCUCGCUGGCACGACUGGCGGCGCUUCUGGAUGUGGUCGAGCCGACACUUGCUGCCGAUCCCGACUCGGAUGAUGCUGUACUGAUGGCGGGUCUGCCUGCUGGCGACAUUGCCUUUGUCGAUGCUCCCGCCGCCCAUCAACUCGCGCCGCUGCCUCACCCGGCAAACGUCACCAGCCUCGCCUAUCUCGGCCCGGGCCGGUUGCUGAGCGGAUGCGUCGACUCGACGCUGCGCCUGUGGGCGCCGAAUGAGUCGCGCGACGAGCCGGUCGCCACCCUUGCGAGCGUUCUCGCCGGCCCGGUCGUCGCCAUGGACGCGGCGUGCGAGGCUACUAGCGGCCCGAGCGUCAUCGUCUCUGACAUGGCUGGCGGCGUGGCGCUGGUAGCCGAGACCGAUGAUGGUGGCCUUGUGGUAGCAUCAAAGAUUGCUGCUCACAGCGGGCCGGUCUGUACCGUGGCGAUGGCUCGCGACGGAUCGGUGGCGGCGUCAGCGAGCUACGACCACACGGUCGCGCUCCUCCGCGACGGCGCCGUUGUCCAUCGCGCCAGCUUUGACGCCAACAUCGAGGGCGUGGUGUUCCUGCCCACAACCUCGGGCGCACCCGAGACACUUGUGGCGGCGCCGCGCGAGUCGCCGGCGCUCAGCCUCAUUGACGUUGCCAGCGGGACGGUGACGAGCUACAACAUGAACCCGCUCGGCGAUGCCUGGGCAGACUACUCGGUUUUGGAUCUGGCGGUUCCGUGCCACGACGAGUCGUUCUUGGUCAUGGCCACCACUGACAAGUCCAAGAGCCUGCUGUUUGACGUGCGGACGCCCGGCGGGCCAGUGCGGCACAUGCGCGGGCCGGCCAACAACGGAUACGCCCUCCCGGCUCACUUCACAGGACCGCUCCAUCUACGCCUUUGA
Messenger RNA from Thecamonas trahens ATCC 50062, 1047 nucleotides. RefSeq lists its product as uncharacterized. The coding region runs from base 1 to 1047 and encodes 348 amino acids. NCBI's taxonomy places the organism in Eukaryota, Apusomonadida, Apusomonadidae. The record is from RefSeq and is a predicted model, not a curated record. Gene Ontology annotation, molecular function: protein binding. The transcript is spliced from 2 exons.